CACACCCUUCUCAUUAACCUGUGGAAGUUGAUGCAAGUCUGAACAUUGCUGUCAAGACACGGAUUUGUCGAUUUAAUCCACUAAAGAUGAGUUCCACAGAUACCAAUGCCGAGAGCGACGGCCCCAUCCCCAAGGGGGCCAGACUGAGCCGGGACGUCGCAAACCUGGACACCAUCCCCCCAGGCACCCUCAGUAAGGUAGAAGAGUGUCUGCAGCCUUUCCGUCUCUCUGUGGAGAAGCUGCAGGACGUGUCAUCUCGCCUGAGGAAGGACCUGAUCAGAGGGCUGGGCAAACACACACACUGCCGGGCACCCGUCAAGAUGCUGCCCACCUUUGUGAGGGCAACACCUGAUGGGAGAGAGAAGGGGGACUUCCUGGCUCUGGACCUGGGCGGGACUAACUUCCGGGUGCUGCAUGUUCGUGUGGUGGAGGAGAUGCAGAAGCUCCUGAAGAUGGACAGUAAGAUCUGUGCCAUCCCCCAGGAGAUCAUGCUGGGGACGGGAGAACAGUUGUUUGACCACAUCGCUGCAUGCCUGGCUGAGUUCCUGGAGUCUCUGGAGCUGAAGGGUCAGAUUCUACCUCUAGGCUUCACCUUCUCCUUCCCCUGCGAGCAGAAAGAUAUCGACAAGAGCAUCCUGAUCCACUGGACCAAAGGUUUUAACUGUUCCGGAGUGGUAGGAGAGGACGUUGUGAGGUUACUGAGAGAAGCCAUCCACAGGAGAGGGGAUUAUGACAUUGGUUCUGUUGCCAUGGUGAAUGACACGGUGGGGACCAUGAUGAGCUGUGGAUAUAGGGACCAGAGCUGUGAAAUUGGCAUGAUCAUUGGGACGGGGACGAACGCAUGUUACAUGGAGGAGAUCAAAAACGUGAAGAGAGUAGAGGGGGAAGACGGACGCAUGUGUAUCAACACAGAGUGGGGGGGAUUUGGAGACGACGGAUCCCUAAAGGACAUCCAGACUGAGUUUGACCUGGUGGUGGAUCGAGACUCACUCAACCCAGGCGUGCAUGUCUUUGAGAAGAUGAUCAGUGGGAUGUACCUGGGAGAGAUAGCGAGGCUGGUGUUGGUGAAGCUGGCUCAGGACAAGCUACUGUUUGGAGGAGAUCUAUCAGUGGCCUUGCUCACACAGGACAGCUUUGAGACCAGAUUCAUCUCCGAGAUAGAGGCGGAGAACACAGGACUGCAGAAGGCCCAGGAGAUUCUGUCAGAGCUGGACCUGCCUGCCGGGCCUGUGGACUGUCAGAUUGUGCGUCUGGUGUGCGACUCUCUCUCCACACGCUCAGCCCAGUUGUGUGCCACUGCCUUGGCAACCAUUGCCAACCGUAUCCGUGUCAACCGUGGACUGGACCAUCUAAGCACCACAGUGGGGGUGGACGGCACAGUAUACAAGAAACACCCCAACUUCAGUGAGAAGCUCCAGGAGACCGUACGCAUCCUGGCCCCCAAGUGUGAUAUCACUUUCCUCGUCUCCGACGACGGCAGCGGGAAAGGAGCUGCCAUGGUAACGGCAGUGGCACAGAGGCUGGCCAUGCAGUCCCGGAUACUAGAGGACAUCGAUGGAGAGGAGGAAGAGGAAGAGCACGAAGAGGAGGAUGAUGAAAAUUAAGCCGUGUAUUCGACUAGACAACUUGAAAUGCAGUACCAUGAAAAUGUCCCCCUCAAAUGCUUUUGUCAUAGACAAAGAUUGGAAGGUAGGGGAGACCAGGGAACAAAAUAGGAAAUAGUGUACUUUUAGUCUUUAGCUUAUUUGUGAAAAUAUUAUUUGAGUUAGAUUUAUAAUAUUUUUAUGCAAACAACAUAUAGUGCAUUUGUAAAAGUAUUCAAACGCC
Molecule: messenger RNA, 1827 nt
Organism: Salmo salar (Atlantic salmon)
Lineage: Eukaryota; Metazoa; Chordata; Actinopteri; Salmoniformes; Salmonidae
Product: hexokinase-2
Biological process (GO): glucose 6-phosphate metabolic process; glucose metabolic process; glycolytic process
Cellular component (GO): cytosol; mitochondrion
Molecular function (GO): ATP binding; fructokinase activity; glucokinase activity
Source: RefSeq, a predicted model, not a curated record